This is a messenger RNA of Hevea brasiliensis (rubber tree), 1527 nucleotides long. Its product is annotated as probable protein phosphatase 2C 9. The transcript is spliced from 6 exons. Gene Ontology annotation, biological process: protein dephosphorylation. Gene Ontology annotation, cellular component: cytosol; nucleus. The coding region runs from base 387 to 1238 and encodes 283 amino acids. Lineage: Eukaryota; Viridiplantae; Streptophyta; Magnoliopsida; Malpighiales; Euphorbiaceae. Gene Ontology annotation, molecular function: protein serine/threonine phosphatase activity. The record is from RefSeq and is a predicted model, not a curated record.
CUUUUCUUCCUCGCUGCAAUGCAAAGACUCUCUACACAAAUCGAUCAUAAAACUAUUAUUCGAUCUCUUUCUAUAUAGCCUAAUCCUUAUUCUUUAUCAAAAUUAAUCAAGAAAUAAAUUAAAAAAAAUUCCAAUUCUCUCUUUUUUUUUUUAAUUUUUUCUAUUAUCUUUGCUUUAUUCAGUUGCCUGUUCGAACUAAUAAGAAGCAGAAGUUAAUAUCAGCUCCCAUCAAACAACAGCUGAGGUUAACCCAUUUUUAGCUCUUAAAUUGGAUCGCUUAUAGAUUGUGGAUUUAAGGAGGUCGGUCUGCUCUGGAAUUUGGACCGGAGGUGCAUGGUGGGACUUUAAUUGAACAAGUUGGAGGUAGUUUGCGUAGUUUUGAUCCUAUGGGUAGGUUGUGCUGUUUUGUUACUUCCUACUCUCAGCUUGUAGGAGGACGUUCAUCAUCAAGCUCUGGCAAGGGAAAAAACCAUGAGGGUUUAAUCAAGUACGGUUUCAGCCUAAUAAAAGGGAAAGCUAAUCAUCCCAUGGAGGAUUAUCACGUUGCUAAGUUUGUGCAGAUUCAAGGACAUGAAUUAGGACUUUUUGCUAUUUAUGAUGGCCAUUUGGGAGAUGGUGUGCCUGCAUAUCUACAGAAGCAUUUGUUUUCCAAUAUCCUAAAGGAGGAAGAGUUCUGGAUUGACCCCAACAGAUCUAUCUCAAAAGCCUAUGAGAGGACUGACCAGGCAAUUCUCUCUCAUGGUUCUGACUUGGGGCGAGGUGGCUCUACAGCUGUGACUGCAAUUUUGCUAAAUGGUCAAAAAUUAUGGGUAGCUAAUGUUGGGGAUUCAAGAGCUGUCCUUUCAAGAGGGGGUCAGGCAAUUCAGAUGAGUACAGACCAUGAACCUAACACUGAAAGAGGCAGCAUAGAGCACAGGGGUGGCUUUGUCUCAAACAUGCCAGGAGAUGUCCCUAGAGUUAAUGGGCAGCUGGCAGUUUCUCGUGCUUUUGGAGACAAGAGCCUUAAAUCACAUCUGCGAUCUGACCCUGACAUGCAAGAAACUAUCAUAGAUAACAAUAUAGAUACCUUAAUCCUUGCAAGUGACGGCCUUUGGAAGGUGCUUACAAAUCAAGAGGCUGUUGAUAUUGCAAGAAAGAUUAAAGACCCACUGAAAGCAGCAAAGCAGUUAACAGCUGAGGCAUUGAAAAGAGACAGUAAAGAUGAUAUAUCUUGUGUUGUUGUUAGGUUUAGGGGGUAAAGCUUAUUGAACGCUAUCUUUCUCGUGGUGCUGCGUGUAUACCUACUAUGAGAGUUCCUUUACACAGGUUGCCAGUUUGUGGAUUAGACAAACGACAAUUACAUACUUGGUUGGGGUCAUUGAGAGUUCUACGGUGGUUUGUAAUUGCCAAAGAGAGGGAAGGACAAAAGAGUUCCCCAGCCUUUGUAAAUUUAUUUUAUUGAUUAGGUUCUGGUGUUUGAAAUUGUUUGAUUUCAUUAUGAAAUUGAAUCAGAAAUCUAACAAAAAUCGUCUUAUAAUCUCCACAGAA